Parasteatoda tepidariorum (common house spider) is the source of this 1694-nucleotide messenger RNA. NCBI's taxonomy places the organism in Eukaryota, Metazoa, Arthropoda, Arachnida, Araneae, Theridiidae. The record is from RefSeq and is a predicted model, not a curated record.
ACAGAUGUAGAGGUUUCUGCAAAGAAAAAGAAUAUUCGUGAACAUUCACGAGAUAUCAGUAAGUUGACCUCGAAAAAUAUAAAGAGCAACUGAAAUCAUUUCAUCAUAUUUGGCAAACAGACGUGUGAUUUUGUACUUAGUGUUUGACGUGUUUAAAAACUUAGCGAUUUCUCCGGAUUGUUUUGCUUGACCCUCUACAAAAAAAAGUAAGAUGGGUAAAGACUACUAUAAAAUUCUUGGUAUAAGCAAAGGAGCAUCUGAAGAUGAAAUUAAGAAAUCUUACAGAAAGUUAGCUUUGAAAUACCAUCCAGACAAAAACAAAACUCCAGAUGCUGAAAGUAAAUUUAAAGAAAUAGCCGAAGCCUAUGAAGUUCUCAGUGAUAAAAAGAAAAGAGACGUUUAUGACCAAUUUGGUGAAGAGGGACUCAAAAGUGGUGCUGGAGGAGGUGGUGGCGGUGGAAACCAAGGCUUUACUUAUACAUUCCAUGGUGAUCCAAGAGCAACGUUUGCUCAAUUCUUCGGCACAGACAACCCAUUUGAAUCAUUUUUCAUGGGACUCGGUGGUGGACACCCUUCAUCUAAUAUGUUUUAUGACAACGACGAUAUGGAAAUUGAUGGAGAUCCAUUUGGUCACUUUGUUAGAGGGGGAGUUGGCGGUGGUGGUAACCCCUUUCGAUCCCAAAGCUUCACGGCUGGUUCUCCGAACAUAAACCGAGCUAGCAAACCAAAGACUCAGGAUCCACCUUUAGAACAUGAUUUGUAUGUGACUUUAGAAGAUAUUUCUAAAGGCUGUGUAAAGAAAAUGAAAAUCAGUCGCAAGGUCCUUAAUCCGGAUGGUCGAACGACUAAGAGGGAAGAAAAAGUCUUAUCUAUUAAUGUGAAGCCUGGUUGGAAAGCGGGAACCAAAAUAACUUUCCAGAAAGAAGGUGACCAAACUCCUAACAGUAUACCUGCAGAUAUAUCUUUUAUUAUUAGAGAUAAGCCUCAUCCUACAUUUAAAAGAGAAGGAAGUGAUAUCAGAUAUACAGCUAAAGUAUCCCUUAAAGAGGCUCUUUGUGGUACCAAAGUUGAAAUACCCACACUUACUGGAGAGAAGAAAUCCUUAAAGAUAACUGAUGUUAUUAAGCCAAAUUUUGUUCAUAGGGUCAAAGGGCAUGGAUUACCUUUGCCCAAAGACCCAACCAAAAAAGGAGACUUAGUUGUAGGUUUUGAAAUCAAAUUCCCAGACUAUUUAUCAAGCACUGCAAAAGCUACAUUACAAGAAGUUCUUCCAAACUAAUACUUAACUGUGUUUAUGUGACCAUUAUUAUAAACAAUUAAAAGUUAUGUAUGUCUGCAGGUUUGUAAGAGUUAAUGAACUGCUGCUCUAUUGAAAAGGUUGCUAGAAGGGACUUCUUUAAUUUUGUACAUAAUUUAACUGUACAUAUUUGUGUAUUAUUUAUUUUUUAAAAGUCAAUUAUAAUGAUUGUUUGAUAUUUUUUUUCUGUAAUUUAUAUUUGUAUAUAUUUUGUACAUAGCUGGGAACAAUUUAUCAGAAUAGAUAACUUUCUGUUCCUAUUUUUUGUUGGUUAUGUUACUGUCAUACAAAUCAAGAUAUCAGUGUUUGUAAGUUUACUGUGUAUGAAGAAUAUUCUGUAUAUUGCUAGUUCUUGCUCCCAGCAGAUUGUUUUAGUAAAUAAAUUUGUUAACUGAUA